This is a messenger RNA of Gordionus sp. m RMFG-2023, 2688 nucleotides long. RefSeq names its product structural maintenance of chromosomes protein 2-like. The record is from RefSeq and is a predicted model, not a curated record. The coding region runs from base 1 to 2688 and encodes 895 amino acids. NCBI's taxonomy places the organism in Eukaryota, Metazoa, Nematomorpha, Gordioida, Chordodea, Parachordodidae. Gene Ontology annotation, molecular function: ATP binding; ATP hydrolysis activity; protein binding. Gene Ontology annotation, biological process: intein-mediated protein splicing; chromosome organization. Gene Ontology annotation, cellular component: chromosome. The transcript is spliced from 17 exons.
AUGUAUAUCAAAGAAAUCAUUAUUGAUGGCUUUAAAUCUUAUUCCCAAAGAACGGAGAUUAAAAAUUUCGAUCAAGAAUUUAAUGCUAUAACAGGAUUAAAUGGAAGUGGUAAAUCCAAUAUCCUGGAUUCUAUAUGCUUUGUUUUGGGAAUUUCUAAUUUAUCUCAAGUUAGGGUAAACAAUUUACAAGAACUCAUAUAUAAAAAUGGUCAAGCUGGAAUUACAAAAGCUACUGUUAGUCUAAUAUUUGAUAAUUCAUUUAAAGCACAGUCCCCAAUAGGAUAUGACAACUCGGAAGAAAUUAUAAUUACUAGACAGAUUAUUUCUGGUGGUAAAAAUAAAUAUUUAAUUAAUGGGUAUAAUUCAACAAAUCAGCGUGUUAGUGAUUUAUUUCGUUCAGUCAAUUUAAAUGUAAAUAAUCCACAUUUUUUAAUUAUGCAAGGGCGUAUUACCAAAGUAUUGAAUAUGAAAGCUAUCGAAAUACUAUCUCUUAUUGAAGAAACAGUUGGAACUAAGCUAUAUGAUACUAAACGGAAUUCUGCAUUAAAAAUUAUUGAGAAGAAAGAUUCAAAAUUAGAAGAAAUUCAUAAAGUUAUUAAAGAAGAAAUAAUGCCAUUGUUAGAAAAGUUGAAUAAGGAUAAAGCAUCCUAUCUUGAUUAUCAAAAAAUUACACAAGAUUUAGAUCAUUUUGAUAAAAUUUAUAAAGCCUAUAUUUAUUGGAAUGCCCAAGAAUCUCUUGAAAAAUAUCAGACAAAAUUAUCGGAAGUGAUGCUUAAAAUUCAGUGUAAUAAAUCAGAUAUAGCAAAAAAAGAUUUGAUGAUAUUAAGCUUUGAUACUUAUAUACACGAAUUAGAAAAAAAAUUAGGAAAAGAAAAGGGGAAUAACAUCGAACAUCUAGAAGGAGAAUUGGGUGAACUUAAAAGAGAAGACAGUAAAAUGGAAAGUAAAACAAAAAAUGCUGAUCAAAAUUUAUCUCAUGAAAAACAAAAGCUCAAAGAGAUUCAAAAUUCUUUAAUUGAUGAGGAAAAACAAAAGAAAACAAACGCAAAGAUUAUGAACGAUUACGAAAUACCUCUUCAAAAAUUGGAACAAAAUUUUAAAGAUGCUCAAGUUGAUUGCAGUAAUGCACAAACAAGGUUGCAAGCAUGCAACACGGGUAUGUUCGAAGUCCAAGAGGGGGGUGAAUCAACUACACUCACCCAACAAUUCAUAAAAUUACAAUCAAAGCUUGCAGAGUUGCAAACGGAAAAAGAACAAAUUCAGAUGAAAUUAACUCAUGCACAAUCCAAUUUGAGGGGCGAACUCGAAAAAUCAAACAACUUCUCUAGACACGAAAAAAUUGAUCUUCCCGUUCAAGAAAAAGAAUUCAAAGAUAACAUAAAAUUGUUGCAUUCCAUCGAGAAAACUCUCGAUACUCUUCAAAACGAGCUAAAAAGUCAUGCGUACCAUAUAAACCCGGAUGAAAUGGAUGCCGAUAAACUAUUAAAGGUUCAACUACAAUCAAGGAAUCAGUUGAUCGCGAACAUUCAAAAUGAAAUUGGCCUGAAAGAAGGCAAUUACCCUGAAUUGAAAUUCGAUUUCAGUGAUUUCGCAAACAUGAAAUCAAGCGAAAAGGUUAAGGGGAAAAUCCUAAACCUUAUAAAUGCGUUGACCAAUCAGAAAUAUUGUCGUGCUAUAGAGGUAGCGGCUGGUGGUAGGCUUAAUAACGUAGUAGUUGACACUGAACAGACUGCCAAGCAAAUUUUGAUGCAUGGAAAAUUAGUUAAUCGAACCACUUUCAUUCCACUCAACAAAAUAACGCCCAAAUAUAUCAAAAAUAGCAUCAUCGAAUUAGCGACUCAAAUUGGUGGAGGCUCAGAAAACGUGAUACCAAUGAUAGAUAUAAUCAAAUAUACAGACGAAAACAUAAGACUAGCCAUGCAAUUUGUAUUUGGUAAUACACUUUUUUGCAAGGAUAUCGACACAGCCAAAAAAAUAGCUUUUCAUCCCCAAAUCAAACUACGAUGUGUAACUUUGGAUGGUGAUAUUCUGGAGCCAUAUGGGACUGUAUCUGGAGGUUACCACAAUCCAUCUAGUUUUUCAGCACUCUCGAAAAGCCUCGAAAUUAAUGAGCUCAAAAACAAGUUGGCAGAUUUGAUCAUGGACACAGAUGGGUUGGCAUCGCAAUUUGAUAAAAUCAAAGAAAACCAAAAUAAGUAUCAAGAAAUCAAUAGACUUAUAGAGUUAAAGAGCCGAGAUAUGAAUAUGUUGAAUUUCAAAAUUAAAAACAACCAUUUUUAUCUGCUACAACAAGAAAUGGAGGAUACGAAAAAACUCAUAGACGAUGAGGGCCUAAAAUUAAAAGCUGUGAUUUGUCAAAUAUCGGAGACAGAAUCUAAUAUAGCUGAUAUAAAACUUAAGCUAAGCGAUGUUGAUAGUUUUCAAGAAAAUCAAAUCAAAUUGGCCAAAUUGCAAGUUGAAAAAUCUAAGACUCAUCUCGAUGACCUUCAAAAUCAACUCAAGGAUUCUAACAUGGAAUACGAGAAAUUAAAGGUGGCUAUCAUGGAAAACGACAAAUAUAUCGAAAAUUAUAAAAUAUCGAUUACUGAAGUACAAACAAAUAUAAUUAAAGCCGAAACAGAUUUUAUUAACCUAAAGCUUGAACAUCAGAAAAUUAAGGGUUUAGAAAUUUGGGGCUUUGCUUUAUAG